Messenger RNA from Grus americana (Whooping crane), 1327 nucleotides. RefSeq names its product enoyl-CoA hydratase domain containing 3 (gene ECHDC3). The record is from RefSeq and is a predicted model, not a curated record. NCBI's taxonomy places the organism in Eukaryota, Metazoa, Chordata, Aves, Gruiformes, Gruidae. Gene Ontology annotation, molecular function: hydro-lyase activity. Gene Ontology annotation, cellular component: mitochondrion.
CUGUAGGCCCAGCCGAUGGGGAAGUCAGGUCCCAGAGCAGAAGCGUUGGCCGAGGGAAGGCUUAUAUCGGUUGAGUCUGUCCCCCGGCAGCAUUCACCGCCUUGGGAGCUGACACGGGCCGUCCUCCCCCCGCCGCCCCCUGAGCGAGCACCGCCCCGCGGCGGCCCGGCCCCGACCACGCCAGAGGCCGCGGCUUCGGCUCGGAGCGAGCGGCAGGCCGUCAGCCUAGGGGAGGGUGGGGGGGGUAGGAGCCGCCCGCCCCGCCCCCCGGCAGCCAUGGCCUCCGCCGGGCUGUGGCGGCUGAGGAGGCCCUUGGCCGCGGCCUUCAGUAGCGCCGCGGCGGCGGGAGCCGGGCGGCCGUCCCCGCCGGAGAAGCUGACGGUGCGACGGCAGGCGGCGGGCGUCCGAAACAUUAUCUUGAACAACCCGAGGAAGAGAAACGCCCUGUCCCUCUCCAUGCUGCAGUCACUCAGGGAGGACCUGCUGCACGACGUCAAAAGCAAAGACCUCCGAGUUAUCGUCAUUUCAGCUGAAGGACCUGUAUUUUGUUCCGGCCAUGAUUUAAAGGAGCUGUCAAGUGAAGAUGAUGUGAAGUAUCAUUCCCAAGUAUUUGAAAUAUGUGCAGAGGUUAUGACUUUAAUCCAGAAACUUCCAGUACCAGUGAUUGCAAAAGUAAAUGGCUUGGCUACAGCAGCAGGCUGUCAGCUUGUGGCAAGCUGUGACAUUGCAGUGGCAAGUGACAAAUCUCAAUUUGCUACUCCUGGAGUAAACAUUGGACUGUUCUGCUCCACACCAGCUGUGGCCUUGGGCAGAUCUCUUCCAAGAAAGGUUGCAUUAGAGAUGCUUUUCACAGGUGAACCUCUUUCUGCUCAAGAAGCAUUAAUGCACGGGCUUGUCAGCAAGGUGGUACCGGAAGACAAGCUGGAAGAAGAGACCAUGAAAAUCUCUCACAAGAUAUGCGAAAGCAGCAAAUCCGUCCUGGCACUGGGAAAAGCCACCUUUUACAGACAGAUGACACAGGACCUUGAUACUGCUUACAAAAUGACUACUCAGGUCAUGGUAGACAAUUUGACUUUGAGAGAUGGGCAGGAGGGUAUUGAAGCCUUUAUUCAAAAACGUAAGCCUGUCUGGUCACACUCUCAGGAUGAGAAGAAAUGAAUCUUGUCUCUAAGCUAACCUUAGCUGUGCUUUAUGAUUCUACACACAGUUGCCUUUGGGAACUAUAUUUUUUUUCUUACUGAAAGUUAAAUUUCUCUUCUUGCAUAUGCCAAAGACACAAUAAAUUUAUUCUAAGUAUAUAAUAAAUGUUGAGAAAAAUAAUACCAAA